Molecule: messenger RNA, 1191 nt
Organism: Penicillium verhagenii
Lineage: Eukaryota; Fungi; Ascomycota; Eurotiomycetes; Eurotiales; Aspergillaceae
Product: class I SAM-dependent methyltransferase
Exons: 1
Coding region: 1-1191 (396 amino acids)
Molecular function (GO): methyltransferase activity
Source: RefSeq, a predicted model, not a curated record
AUGGACAUUAUGACGACGGGAAUAGCCUCAUUCGCGGCCGCCACGCCUUCGGGCUCAGAUGUUCACUCGAACCUGAGCUCCACCUUUGCGGCAACCUCAUCCUCAUCCUUGAGCUCUUUGACAGACUACUCCAACUACCCUCUGGCACGACAGGGCGACCGCACUUACCUCCGCGACCCGGAAAACCUAUACCCUCUACCAUGCGAUCAACCCGAGAUCCACCGCCAAUCCCUGCGCACAAUGAUGCUGCUGCGCGUGUUCGGCGGCCCGUUUUGUAAUCCCUACACGGCCAAUCGCCCGCCGAAGCGCAUCCUGGAGAUCGCCUGCGGGUCGGGCCUGUGGUCCGGACUAUGUCAUGAAUUCUUUGUCCGUCGCAGCCAGCCCGGCGUGGGCUUCGUCGGAAUCGACUUCGUUUCCUUGGCCCCGGAUCUGCGCAAGCAAGGAAUGAACUGGCAAUUUAAACGACAUGACCUCCGAAAACCUCGCCUUCCUUUCCCGGACGACUACUUUGAUUUUGUCUUUAUUAAGGACGCAGGCAUGUGCCCGUCUAGCCCGGCGCAACAAGCCUCAGGUCUAAGUGAACCACUGCGGGUAUUGAAAUCGGGGGGCAUCUUGGAAGUGUGGGACUCGGAUUGGGUAUUUCGCUCGCUGCUGCCCAACCCGGCACCAGCCCGGCAAACCUCGUCGAAAGACCAGGAGCUUGCCGAUUCAACUGCUACCUAUACAUAUUCAUCCGCCACGCCCUUCACAAGGGCCCAGAACAAAUAUCUGGUCGACUAUAACUCCUGGGUCGAGAAAUCCUUUGACAGGCGCAAACUUACAGCUCUGCCUUGCGCCACCAUUGGCCUGUCUUUCAAUUCCGAAGUCGACCUAUUAGAGAAUGUGGACAGUCGCCGCAUCGCAAUCCCACUCGGCGAUAUCCGGUGGGAGCGGGAGGGCCAAGGAAAGGAUUCCAAGGGCCGUCCACGCAAGGCAUUGACUCCAGACCAGAUCUCCAUCCGUCGAACCGCUCUUCUCACAGUGGUCCAAAUGAUCGAAGGAUUGGAACCCAUGCUCAUUGAAGCCAGUGGGAAAAGCCGCGAUGAGUGGGACCGGUGGUGGGCCGCGAUGACCACAGACCUCUUUCAGAAAGGCGGCCUCGCUAGUGGCGAGUGUCUCGAAGUGAGUGCCUGGUGGGGUCGAAAGAAAUGA